Messenger RNA from Saccostrea cuccullata (small rock oyster), 604 nucleotides. RefSeq lists its product as uncharacterized. The record is from RefSeq and is a predicted model, not a curated record. NCBI's taxonomy places the organism in Eukaryota, Metazoa, Mollusca, Bivalvia, Ostreida, Ostreidae. The transcript has 4 exons. The annotation marks the transcript as partial.
CACAAGUCCGGUAACCUGCAUAUUUAGCAUCAACACAAACAGAGAAAGUACCAGUUACACUUGCAAAUCAAGACAUAUAAAGGACUAGACAGACUGUAAAUUCAAGGUUCUUUAUGCGUCGCUAAGCCGUACCCUAGAUAUUUUUUUUUUUUGCAGGACUAAUGCUCCGUCGGUAAACUUGUAAAUUUCUACUUUCGGUUUGUUCGUUUCAGGAAAGAAACGCAGAAUGAGCGGAACUAAGGAAAUGAAGGAAGAAGGAGAGUUUCAAGUUCAUGUCCUGUUUAUUGAGAAUCCACAUGUGAAACCCAUUCCUGAGUUUCUGGUGAAUUGUAAACGCUAUAGUAAGGAACUGAGCUUGGACCAAGAUUUGGAGGAAGCAGAGAAGGAAUACCGGGUUCUUCUGCAGAAAGCCAAGAGGCCCGAGUACUCGAAAACUAGACCUCAUUACGAAAGAAAUCUUUUUGACAUCGAGAGAAGAAGUCAGGCACCAACCCUCUACGAUGUUUUAAAUAUUGUCUCCAAAAGAUGUCCUUAUACCAAGUGGAAAAAAGCCAUGGCGGAAUUUAUUGGUUUGACACCUAUCCAGACGGAGCCAAAGAAAAAG